Monodelphis domestica (gray short-tailed opossum) is the source of this 1467-nucleotide messenger RNA. NCBI's taxonomy places the organism in Eukaryota, Metazoa, Chordata, Mammalia, Didelphimorphia, Didelphidae. The record is from RefSeq and is a predicted model, not a curated record.
AGUUCGGGUUCUAAUUGUAGGUAGUAGUUUUGUUAGUUCCCCAGACUCGGGUUCAAGUCCCACCUCCCGAGGCCGCCAAGUCCUUGAGUCUCCUUCCCCACCAGGAAACUGAAACUUCAAUGUCAACAUGACUAACCCAGCCCUAACAACGGAACAGAAAAAGGAGCUAGCAGAUAUUGUCCACCAAAUGGUCUGUCAGGGCAAGGGAAUCCUGGUGAUAGACGAUUCCGUCUGUACAAUGAAUAAACGACUUGGGUGUCUUGGCAUUGAUAACAAUGAGGAGAACAGACGCCUCUUUCGACAGCUGUUUGUGACUGCUGAUGACGAAAUACGCAACUAUGUUGGAGGAGUCAUCCUUUCCCAUGAGACAUUCUACCAAAAGUGUGAUGAUGGUCGAACCUUUCCAGAAGCCAUCAAGGCUAAAAAUACUGCCGUGGGCAUCAAGUUGGAUAGGGGUGUGGUGCCUCUGGCAGGGACCAACAAUGAAACUACCACUCAAGGGCUGGAUGGACUGUCUGAGCGCUGUGCCCAGUACAAGAAGGAUGGAGCCGACUUCGCCAAAUGGCGUUGUAUACUGAAGAUUGGGGAGCAUACACCCUCUAGUCUUGCCAUUAUGGAAAAUGCAAAUGUGCUGGGUCGGUAUGCCAGCGUUUGCCAGCAGAAUGGACUGGUACCUCUCAUUGAGCCAGACAUCCUUACUGAUGGAAACCAUAACCUAAAGCAAGCUCAAUUUAUCACGGAGAAGGUUCUGGCUUCUGUAUUCAAGGCUCUGAGUGACCACCAUAUCUUCCUUGAAGGGUCUAUUCUUCAAGUCAACAUGGUACUGCCAGGCCAUGAUUGUUCCCAGAGAUAUUGCCCUGAAGACAUUGCAAUGGCAACCAUAUCAGCUCUGCGCAACACCGUUCCCCCGGCAGUACCUGCUGUUGCCUUCCUGUCUGGAGGCCAGAAUGAGGAUGAUGCCACUGUGCUGCUCAAUGCCAUCAACAAAUGUUCCCUGCCAAAAUCAUGGAUUCUGACCUUUUCUUAUGGCCGACCUCUACAGUCAUCUCCUGCCAAGAUCUGGGCAGGGAAGGACUCCCAUGUCAAACCUGCCCAGCAAGAGUACAUCAGACGGGCCAAAGCUGUCAGUCAAGCAAGUGAAGGCAAGUAUUGCCCACCCAGUAGUGGGAGGGGAAUGUCACAUGCCAGUGAGCAGCUCUUCAUCUCUGUCUACAUCUCUAACACUGUCUAAGUCGGAGCCUACCACUUGAGGGGGGCCCAGUAAGGGAAAGCUACCUAAUGUACCCUUACUAUGAUCAAAGACUGGGAUCCAGACCUUUGUGUUGACUUCUGCCAUGAUUCCUUCUAACUGGCGCCUUGUCACAGCUCUGCAUGAAAUUGGUGACUCCUUUGCAAACCACCUUCACCAACAAGCAACUAUAUAACACCUGCAAGAACAAUCAAAAUAAAAGCAGAGCAGCUGAUAAA